AUGCACUCUCAGGACUUCGCAGCCCCCUACUGCCUGCCUUCACCUUCAGAGAGCCUGGCCCACCUCUCCGUCUACAGAUGCUUCCUCCAAGCUGUGCUGCCUGAUGGGGGUUCCAGAGCCGGCCCGGGGGAGCCGGCGGGGCGGGGCCGCCGCGUGCGCUCCCCCUCCCCGCCCGCCCGCCGGCUGUCUUCUCCUGCUCUAGCCGCCCGGGCUCAGAGCGGCGGCAGCAGCGGCCGCGGCAACAGCUCCGGCUCCAGCUCCGACUCCUCCGGGUUCGGCCUCGUUCGGCACCGCGUUCCCGGGCCGCGCGCCCCAACCCCGCCGCUGCGCCUGCUGGGGGCCUCGGGAGGCCCCGCCGCCCGCCUCACGCUGAAGUUCCUGGCCGUGCUGCUGGCCGCGGGCAUGCUGGCGUUCCUCGGUGCCGUCAUAUGCAUCAUCGCCAGCGUGCCCCUGGCGGCCAGCCCGGCGCGGGCGCUGCCCGGAGGCGCCGACAACGCUUCGGCGGCCUCGGGCGCCGCCGCCGAGUCCCAGGGUCCGCAGCGCAGCCUGAGCGCGCUGCACGGCGCUGGCGGCUCGGCCCGGCCCCCCGCUCUGCCCGGGGCGCCGGCGGCCAGCGCGCACCCGCUGCCUCCCGUACCCCUCUUCAGCCGCUUCCUGUGCACGCCGCUGGCGGCCGCCUGCCCGUCGGGGGUUGAGCAGGGCGACGCGGCGCCGGGCGAGCGGGAGGAGUUGCUGCUGCUGCAGAGCACAGCGGAGCAGCUGCGCCAGACGGCGCUGCAGCAGGAGGCGCGCAUCCGCGCGGACCAGGACACCAUCCGCGAGCUCACAAGCAAGCUGGGCCGCUGCGAGAGCGGCCUGCCGCGCGGCCUCCAGGACGCCGGGCCUCGCCGCGACACCAUGGCGGACGGGCCGUGGGACUCGCCCGCGCUCAUCCUCGAGCUGGAGGACGCCGUGCGCGCCCUCCGGGACCGCAUCGACCGCAUCGAGCAGGAGCUUCCAGCUCGAGUGAACUUCUCAGCUGCCCCUGCCCUCGCACCUGCCGUGCCCACCGCCCUGCACUCCAAGAUGGAUGAGCUGGAGGGGCAGCUGCUGGCCAAGGUGCUGGCGCUGGAGAAGGAGCGUGUGGCCCUCAAUCACAACAGCCACCGGCAGCGGCAGGAGGUGGAGAAGGAGCUGGACGCCCUGCAGGACCGUGUAGCCGAACUGGAGCAUGGGUCCUCGGCCUACAGCCCCCCCGAUGCCUUCAAGAUCAGCAUCCCCAUCCGUAACAACUACAUGUACGCCCGUGUGCGGAAGGCGCUUCCUGAGCUCUACGCCUUCACCGUCUGCGUGUGGCUGCGGUCCAGGUCAGGUGGCACUGGCCAGGGCACCCCCUUCUCCUACUCAGUGCCAGGACAGGCCAACGAGAUUGUGCUGCUGGAGACGGGCCAUGACCCCAUGGAGCUGCUGAUCAAUGACAAGGUGGCCCAGUUGCCCCUGAGCCUGAAGGACAACGGCUGGCACCACAUCUGCAUUGCCUGGACCACAAGGGAUGGCCUGUGGGCUGCCUACCAGGACGGGGAGCUGCAGGGCUCCGGUGAGAACCUGGCUGCCUGGCACCCCAUCAAGCCUCAUGGGAUCCUUAUCCUGGGCCAAGAGCAGGACACCCUGGGCGGCCGGUUUGAUGCUACCCAAGCCUUCGUGGGUGACAUUGCCCAGUUUAACCUGUGGGACCAUGCCCUGACACCUGCCCAGGUCCUGGGCAUUGCCAACUGUACUGGGCCACUGCUGGGCAAUGUCGUCCCCUGGGAAGACAAGCUGGUGGAGGCCUUUGGGGGUGCAACAAAGGCCACCUUCGAUGUCUGCAAGGGGAGGGCUAAGGCAUGAGGGGCCACCUCGUCCAGGGCCCCUCCCUUGCCUGCCAAUUUGGGGACCUUACAGGAGGGGGGCACAUUCCCUCCACAGCCUACCCACACACUGGCCUCCCCUUCUGCCUCACUCCUGGCCAUGCCUCUCAUUUCCCCACCUACACCCCACCUCCAGAAUGCCCUGCCCUGCCGUGGCUGUCUCCUGAUCCCACUUGGAUGGGGACAGGCAGCUCAAGUUAACAGGCCAAGCCUAGGGUGAGUCCAGAGCCUUAUGGGGGGUGGGGGUAGCAGUGCCCAUGGCUCUGCCCACCCUCCUGGCAUGAUAAUGGCACCAUCUCUCACGCCCACCGCACCCUGUUCCAUCAACCACAUCUGAUCCCACUGACCUCAACAGUCUCUCCGCCGGGGUUGCGUUGGGGGUAAGGCCCACUAUCUCAGUGGCAGGGGUGGCCAUCUGCCCCCCGUUCCCCAUGCAACAGGCCUGGCCUCUUCCCCUUCAGGACAACAGGUUGUAUAGCUGUUCCCCCACUGAGAAGGGGAUGACAGAGACAUGAGACUCAGACUCACCCCUCCUUCAUCUUUCCACCAGCUGACGGUCAAGAGCAGUGGGAUCUUGAUGGAGCCUCUCCCCCCACCCCCACCCCACCCGCACACUCACCCUCUCUCUGUCUUCUCUUUCCUUGUUUCUUUGUGCGCAGUGGAUUGAAUGUUGGUUUCAUGCCUGUCCCAGCCCCACCUCAAUUUCCAGGACAUUCCCUUCCUUUCCCGGAGCUCUGGCCUGGAGAGUUAGGGACCAAGACCCCAGGAGGCCAAAGGGCCAUAGUCACCCCUUGUGCCCACGUACAGCUGUGCCCAUUGCUGGCAUAGUCACCUCUGUGGCCAGGACAAGGCCUGGGCCACUUCAGCCUGAGCUGGGAGCAGCAUGGAGCAGAAGCACUGUGCCCCAGGGGACCCAGGCUCUGGCAGAGCCACAUCACCUACAACCUCUGCAUGGCCCUGCAGCCUCUGGGGAAGGAAGGGAGGGAGGGAGGGAAACAGGGAGGGAGGGAGGAAAGAAGCUGAGUGAGCAGGGAGUAGUGUGCAGAGCGCUGGGUAAGGUGGAGGAGCCUCUGGUUCCUAGCCAGCCCAGGCCUUCUAUAAAUCCCUGCCCUCUCUGGGCUGGCCUUCCUCAUUUGUGAGCUGAGGCUUUGCUUUGGUUAUUUCUGAGCUCUCCAGACCAAACAUGAGAUGGUCUGUGAUUCCAGGUGGAUAAGGUGGGCAAGACUGAGAAUUUUCCUGGUGACCGAGAGAUAUAGCAGGGGUAGGUCCCGGGACUGGGCAGCAGAUGGGAUCUUGCUAGGCAUGAGUCAGUCAGCAGCUGGCCCCAGAGAGUCAGAGGCAAGGGCAAGGGGCAAGAUAGACUAACCUCAUGCACAGAUCAUAAAAAUCAGCUUUUCUGGCUCCCCCCAGCCUGGUACCCUUGCCUAUCUGAGAGUGUCUUAAAGGCUGGUGGCUUCCUGGUCCCCACGCUUGAGCCUUCACCAGCUCCCCCAAGAGAAUGGAAGAAUGUCAAACCUGAGAAAGCCACCCAGUCUGACUCCUUACUUGUACAGAUAGGGAAGAGCUCAGAGAGGGCAAGUGACUUCCACAGGAUCACACAGCACAAUGGAGCAGAGCCAAGAAUAGAACCCAGGACUCUGACUCCCUCUUCAGUGCUCUUCCCCCAUCAUACUGCCUGCCUAUGAGGGUCUUUGAGUCCAGCCUACACUAGAGGAUGGACAUUUGAGAGGUCAAAAUGCUCUUCAACAUGACCACUGGAGUAUCCUCCUUUACGAACCACACAUCUUAGCAUCCCGUAUCUCCUGAGAGGUGUGAUCCCCCGGCACUCUGGGAGGAAUGGAGAGCUGAGAACCCAGGUGUCUGGGCAGCUGCAGGCUACCUGACUCAAGUGGGCUCUGGUGCCUUUGCCCUCCUUUUUGUUCCCUGCCUCUUCCCCCCAUGAUCGCUUAGUCUGAGGCCUGGUACAAGAGCUGCAGGCUCUGGGCCCAGUGUGGGACCAGUGCCGUGGAGAUUUCUCUGAGAUGCAGUCCAGCACCCAGAUCCCGCUUUCCAUUUCAAGAGCACCUCCAGCCCAAAUCCCCCUAGAAGGAGCAAUGGCGUGCUUCAGCCAGAACCUGUUGAGGUCUCGGUUGCCCUGGUAACGGCAAUGACAUCAGCCCAAGUGCUCGGUCAAGCAUCUCAUAGUGACAUACACUGUUGCUGGGGUGAUGGCAGAAUUUGGAACUUAAAUUUUAGGGACACUGGACGCUGGGCUUUAUUAGGUUUCUAUUUUUGUUUUUUAAGGAAGCAGCUUUUGUGGAGGCCUUGGGGGAAAUGUGGGGGUUCACAGGACUUAUUUGAUCACUUGAGUCCACCCAGGCAUCAUCCCAAGUCCUUUCUGCUUUGUUAUGGGGAUGAUGAGACUUCUGACGUUUGUGCUGAGUGACCUUGGUCAGCCCUCCAGAGGGAACAGGAACAAAUUGGAGAUGUUGGGGUGCAAGCUCGGAGUCUAGACCACUGGUGAGUGGCCUGGACCCCCAUUUCCAUUCCAGGAAAAUGGAAGCCCCAAAGUCCCCAUCCCUCCAUACAUUUGCUGAGUGCCUGCUGUUUGGACUUCAGCUUUGAUCUUCAGCUGCUCCGGGGCACAGCCAAGAAGACAGGGGAAGAGGAGCUAGAGAUGGUGUUCGGUUGCCUCCCCAAACCGCUCCCGUCUGCUAGCGAUGCUGGAGCCCCAUGUUUAUUACUUCCUUUUUAAGUGUCAGGCUCCGUGCUCAGUACUCCAUGGGCACCAUCUCGUUUAUCCUCAUAACACAGUUAUAAGCUAGGACUAUUAGCCCUAUCGUAUAAAGAAGAAAACUGGGGAACAGAGAGGUUAAGUAACCUGCCCAGUGUCAAUCAGCCAGCAAGUGAUGGAGCCCAGAGUUCAAACCAAGGCAGGUUACAUCGAGGGCCCACCCCUCAGGCCAAGGGGAGUCACCGCCACUCUGUGGACUGGCAGUUGAGUGUCAUUGCUCCUGGUGUGUUUUGGCCUGAAGGCAUGUGCCUAAUCCCAUUCACCACCCCAUAGAGCUUGAGGUGGAGGAACAGAGGCCUGGGAUGGGCCAACUCCAGGGGAAGGGGCCCCUCGGGUGAGGCUGUGGGAGGGGUCUCAGUCCCUUCAGGAAACGUGUCCCUUUGCAGUGUGCCCACCACUCUACUGGCUGGCAUUUCCAGGAAAGCUGAAAGGGAAGAUGGACUGUCUACCAAAAGCCCCAGGCCCGGGAGGGGAGGAAACAUGUCAGACUCCUGCUUUGGGCCAAGCCCUGCCCCAGGUGCUUUGCAGCUCUUAUCUGCCAGAUUUUCCCACCUUUGUGGCAUGUUGUGCCCCAAGUCAACAUCCCAAGGGAACAGAUCACCUUGCCAUAAUUGUGUGUGACCUCGGACCACAGAUUUCUACAGAAGGGCUCAUAGAGGGGGUCAAAGCCCUCGUUUUACCGAUGAGGACACGAGGGCCCACAGAAGGUGGGUCCCAAGGGACACCGGGAGACCUGAGCCCAGCUUCCUGACUGCAAUCAGUGCUCUCUCCACGAUGCAGUGGCCCUCUCUCCCUCCUCCCAGAGAUGGGAUCAUUUUGUCCACCCCCUUUAUCUCAGCUGCCUGCUCUCCCAAACCCCACCUCCACCGUGACCCUUGACCUCUGACCCUGCUGGGUGGAGACAGGCCUCGUGGGCCCCGGCUGAACAGUGAACAAGCAUGUAUAGCUGUUGGACGUUGUGAAAUGAGUACACCCUAAUGGCUAUCCACCCCCUUCCUCUCCUGCUGGCCUGAUUUUGUACAUAAAGUGACAGGAGAUGCAAUGUGUGUGUAUGUGUGUGCGUGUGUGCGUGUGAUAUGUCAUGGAUUUUGUUACUUUUUUGUUUUUGUAAAGUUGAAUGUUCACAAUAAACAUGAUGUUUACUCUGAG
Molecule: messenger RNA, 5808 nt
Organism: Rhinolophus ferrumequinum (greater horseshoe bat)
Lineage: Eukaryota; Metazoa; Chordata; Mammalia; Chiroptera; Rhinolophidae
Gene: NPTXR
Product: neuronal pentraxin receptor
Exons: 6
Coding region: 1-1866 (621 amino acids)
Source: RefSeq, a predicted model, not a curated record